Molecule: messenger RNA, 1819 nt
Organism: Rana temporaria (common frog)
Lineage: Eukaryota; Metazoa; Chordata; Amphibia; Anura; Ranidae
Gene: FOXL2
Product: forkhead box L2
Exons: 1
Coding region: 544-1521 (325 amino acids)
Biological process (GO): cell differentiation; anatomical structure morphogenesis; regulation of transcription by RNA polymerase II
Molecular function (GO): RNA polymerase II cis-regulatory region sequence-specific DNA binding; DNA-binding transcription factor activity, RNA polymerase II-specific
Source: RefSeq, a predicted model, not a curated record
UGUGACUUGGAGGUGAACCCUUCCCUCCCCAGGCUGCUCUCCUAUGCUAUAGAGGGGGAGCUGCUGACGGAAGCGGAACUUGGCUGACUUCUAAUACAAUGAAACUAGAGGAAGGAUCCUCAGUCACAGGUCUCAGCCUCCUGCUAAGACAGAGGAACACGAGAGAGGGGGCAAGACUUGGACAGCACUAGUUCAUCUGAUGCGCCGCCAGUGCCCAACAGCCAGAGGAGCUGAGUGCUACAAGAGGCAGUCUUCUUCAGCAAGCAGCGCCUGGACAUCUGUGCUCUACAAGUGUCAUCGGACGCAAUUAGGCACCGAUACCUGCUGUGCCUCUAAAUCUGAACUGUAGGCACACACACACACAUACUGGUACCACCAGUGCCAGGACUUCUGGACUGCAGAUUGGACUUCUAUAAUCAAGUACAGAGUCUGGAAGUGCUUUAUUGACCCUUCAUCUUACUUGGCAGCCUCUGAUAUCCAGGAGAUACCACCUAUCAAACCCAAAGCUCACAGCAGCUGGCAUAUGGACCUCCAGUUUCUCCUAUGAGUGCCACUUCAGCGUCUUCGGAAUAUUCCAGUCUGGGUAGCUGCUUUGGCCAGAGAGGUGCCAACAUGGCUUCCUACCAGGCAUCUGAUGAGAACACGGUGGCUCUAAUGGCCCACAACCCUAAUGCCAGCAAGGAGGUGGAGAGGGACAAGGAUGACGUGAGCCAGGAAAAGGGACAAGAGAAGCCGGACCCGUCUCAGAAACCCCCUUAUUCCUAUGUGGCACUGAUUGCCAUGGCCAUCAGGGAAAGCACCGAGAAAAGAUUGACUCUGUCUGCCAUCUACCAAUAUAUCAUCAGCAAAUUUCCAUUUUAUGAGAAAAACAAGAAGGGCUGGCAGAACAGUAUAAGGCACAACCUCAGCCUCAAUGAGUGCUUCAUCAAGGUUCCCCGAGAAGGUGGUGGAGAAAGGAAGGGCAACUACUGGACCCUGGACCCAGCAUGUGAGGAUAUGUUCGAGAAGGGCAACUACAGAAGGAGAAGGCGGAUGAAAAGGCCAUUCCGACCCCCUCCUACCCAUUUCCAGGCAGGUAAGAGCUUGUUCAGCAGUGACACUUACGGCUACCUGUCCCCACCCAAGUACCUGCAGUCCACCUUCAUGAACAACUCAUGGUCCCUGGGACAGCCUCCAACCCCUAUGUCCUACACCUCCUGUCAGAUGGCCGGUGGCAAUGUUAGCCCAGUCAAUGUGAAGGGACUGUCUGCCUCGUCCUCCUACAGUCCAUAUUCUAGGGUACAGAGCAUGUCAUUACCCAGUAUGGUCAACUCCUACAAUGGCAUGAGCCACCAUCAUCACCAUCCGCAUGCUCAUCACCCCCAGCAACUGAGCCCGGCCAGCCCUGCUCCCCCACCUGCAGCAACUCCAAAUGGGGUGCAGUUCCCUUGUGCCAGGCAACCCGAGCUGUCUAUGAUGCACUGUUCCUACUGGGACCAUGAAACCAAACACAGCGCCCUGCACCCCAGAAUAGACCUCUGAGAGAGGAGCUUAUAAGACUGAACCCACUGUUCACCCAGCUUUGGGGAUACCCUAAAUGACUGAUUUGAGGAUCUAUCUACAAUGUUUAUCCCAGCUCCGAGUCCCUUAGGGAGACCCCACAAUGCUGAUCUGAAGACUUAACUACAAAGUGCACCCCACCUCUGAGAACCCACAGUUCACUAGUCUGUGGAGACCCUACAUGAUUGAUCUGAGGACUUUUCUACAAUGUGCACCCCAGCACUGAGGUGCCACAAUUUACCAAUCUGGGAAGGCACCAAAAGACUGAACUGCGGACCUA